UAGGCUCCCAUUGUAGAGGAAGACAAUGUGGUGGGAUUUGAAGAUGAGGCAAAAACUGUUACUAAUCUACUCAUGGGAGGACCUGAUGAACUCGAAGUUAUAUCAAUUAUUGGCAUGCCUGGCCUUGGAAAGACAACACUGGCAAAAAUGAUAUAUCGUGAUCCUAAAAUUGAAUAUGAAUUCUAUAACCGAGCAUGGGUUUAUGUUUCUCAAGAAUAUAAUAGAAAGGAAGUGUUUCUCAAUAUUUGGAGUCAUUUUGCUAAGCCAAGUGAUGAGAUGUAUAAGAUGAAUGAUGAAAAAAUAGCUAAGGAACUUCGUGAAUUCCUGGAGAAAGGGAAGUAUUUAAUUGUCAUGGAUGAUGUCUGGACUGAAGAUGCCUGGAAUGAUCUCAAAAUUGCUUUUCCCAGAAAUAAGAAGCGAAGCAAAAUAUUACUGACUAGUCGUAUCAGGAGAGUGGCUGUGCAUGCCAACCCCAACAGGGAGCCCCAUAAUUUGCGUUUUCUAAAUUCUGAUGAAAGUUGGAUAUUACUCCAAAGAAAGGCACUUGGUGCAGAGGAAUGCCCUAAGGAGUUGAUACAACCUGGAAGGCUUAUAGCCAGAGAAUGUGGCGGACUACCGCUCGCACUAGUGGUGAUUGGAGGAAUUCUAUUGGAAAAAGGUACUGAAAGUUAUUGGUGGGAAAAGGUUGCUCAAAGUGUGGAUGCGUAUAUUGCCAUGGAUCAGGAGAAACGUAUGGACAGUUUUAUAACUUUGAGUUUUAAUCACUUACCUUAUUACUUGAGAGCAUGCUUUCUCUACUUCGGGAUGUUUCCAGAAGAUUGCCAAAUCCCAGUGUGGAAAUUGGUUCGUCUCUGGAUCGCUGAAGGAUUCAUACAACAAAAGGAGGGAAUGAGCUUGGAGGAUAUUGCAGAGGAGUACUUAGACGAUCUUGUCAACAGGAAUUUAGUCAUGGUUGGAGAACGGAGGUCAAAUGGAAAAGUUAAAACAUGCCAUGUUCAUGACAUGCUACACGUGUUCUGCAAGAAUCAAGCUGCAGAGGAAAACUUCUUCCAAGAAAUUAAACGGUUUGAUCAAGUUACCUAUUCGUCUUCCAAUCCUUACUUGGAAUCGUAUCGUCGCCUUUGCAUUCAUUCCCGUGUUUGGAGUUAUAUCUCUUCAAAACCAUUUGGUCCACGUGUUCGGUCUUUCUUGUGUUUCUCUUCUGAAGAAAUUAUUCUGCAAGCUGAACACACUUCCUCCAUCCCUGGAGCAUUUAAAUUGCUCAGGGUUUUAGAUGCUAAACCCAUUUUUUUCACUCGUUUUCCUACUGAUCUAGCUCAACUCGUUCAUUUGAGGUAUCUUGUUCUGUCCAGCAAUUUCAAGAUCCUUCCUUCUCCCAUUUCUAGCCUUUGGAACAUGCAAACUCUUAUAGUUGAGACUUCAGAACGAACCCUUGAAAUCAAAGGAGAUAUAUGGAAGAUGAUUCAAUUGAGGCAUCUAAAAACAAACGCGUCCACAUCUUUACCAGGUCCUCUUGCUAAAUCAAGAAAAAGUAAAGAUGAUUCCCUGAUAAAUGCUAACCUAAAAACAAUUUCUACAAUCUCACCUGAAAGUUGUACAGAAGAUGUAUUUGCCAGAGCUCCAAACCUAAAGAAAUUGGGUAUUCGUGGCAAAUUAGCUAAACUUUUGGAAUCCAAAGGUGUGUCGAGUUUGUUUGAUAGCCUGGGAAAAUUGGAUUACCUUGAAAAUUUGAAGCUAUUAAAUGAUGUAUUUCCUUUGCCUCCUUCGGAAGGCAAACUAGCUGGCCUUCCCCAAAGGUAUAAAUUUCCACCAAAGCUAAAGAAACUAACACUGGCAGACACCCUUCUUGAUUGGAGUCAAAUGGCUACAUUGGGAAUGUUGGAAAGCCUUGAGAUCCUAAAGUUGAAAGACAAUGCAUUCAAGGGAGAGUGGUGGCAGCCAGAGGAUGGAGGUUUCCGUGCUCUCAAAGUCUUGUUUAUUGGAAGGACAGAUUUAGUUCAUUGGCAUGCUUCGACUCAUCACUUCCCAAGACUCAGGAGUCUUUAUCUUAAACACUGCACUAGCCUCGAAGCAGUCCCAGUCAGCCUUGCAGAUGUUUUAAGCCUCCAGAUAAUUGACUUGUACUGUACCACCAAAUCAGCUGCUGCUUCUGCCCGGAAAAUCCAGCAGUGUAAGAAAACGAUGAAAGAUGAGGCUGAGAAGCAAGGCAACAAAGGCAUUGUAUUUAAGCUCUCCGUUUAUCCUCCAGAUCAAUGA
Molecule: messenger RNA, 2256 nt
Organism: Olea europaea var. sylvestris
Lineage: Eukaryota; Viridiplantae; Streptophyta; Magnoliopsida; Lamiales; Oleaceae
Product: putative late blight resistance protein homolog R1B-14
Exons: 1
Coding region: 73-2256 (727 amino acids)
Biological process (GO): defense response to other organism
Molecular function (GO): ADP binding
Source: RefSeq, a predicted model, not a curated record